GGAGGGAGGGACGGGAGGGUUCUCCGCCCGUUCUCCGUUCCCUGCCGGGUUCCCCGUUCUCUGGCGGAGUCUCUAUUCUCUGCCCUGUUCCCCGUUCUUUGCCGCUGCCUCUUGCGGAGGAAAGCGGAGUUUUACAAUACUCGAGCUCUCUCGUGGGAGGGCCGAACCAGCGAACCAACCGAACACUGUGCAGUGUGAAGUGUUGAACAACUUCCUCGCAGGGAGGACGGUUCUCAACUCCCGAGAAGGCCGUUGUUUAUUUCUAACUGCGGAAGGCCAAGCUCCUUUUCACGAAGAAUCUCUUGUCUCUGUUAAGUCAGCUCCCAGUUUCUGAGAGCAAAAUAUUUGACAGAAUAUCCAAGGGGAGAGAAGCACCCUGGUGCUGGUUCUCAGCAUAAGGAGUUUUGAGACUGGCUGAUUUCUCAGGAGCAAGAAUCAACAUUUCAACAGCUUUCACUUUUCCUCUGGCUUUGCAUUAAAAUGUUUUUGUAGGAUGGACUUAGAGCUCCUGAAGAGGCUGCGCCAGGUCAGCCAGGAUCUUCUACAAAGGCUGAGAAUGAAGCAGGAAGAGAUCAGAAAAGAACUUCCCAGCAAGCUACUCCUUCCAACACCUCUUCAAAGCAGUGCAGCUGCUGACAGAUGUGUCCCCUUGCCCAGGAGAGUGAAGGAAAACCAGGUGGAUGCAGUAAAGUCUACAGCUGACCCUGAAAUAAUGGUGUUGGUGGAACCCAGGGCUGACCCAGCCCUCAGUUCAUCUGUUAAACACAGCAGCAGUGACAGAGGGGUACAGCAUCCGCAAGCAAAGCCACAGGAAGGAGCAGGUUUUAAUUCCAGCUGUCCUGGCAAAGAUAAGAAUGUUACACCAGUGUCUGCAAUGUGUGGCAGAGAAGUCUCCAGAGUGGAUGGGGAUGGCCAUGCUCAAGGAAGUCCAAAGAAAGAAUCCUCCUUCCUGGGACAUGGAGAGAUCAGAAAACAGUCUGCUCUACUGCACAGUUUCCAUGAGAAAAGUCAUUCAGAGCCAUCAGUGAGCAGAGUGCAAAAUAAAGAGCCCAGUGAGCAGCAUGUGGUCGUCAGAGAGCCCCAUAUCCCUAAAUCAGUCCUGCUGACAUCUCGGUCCAAAGAGUUGAAGAAGGAAGCUUCUCAUGUGACUUUUCAGCCUGAACCUGAAGAAGAUACCAUACCUGUCAGCAACUGGUCUGCCUGUCCUUUACUGGGCUAUGACUGGAUUGCAGGGCUCCUUGAUACAAAGUCUCCAGUAACAGAAAAACCUGAGCAAUACUUUGCUGAGCUGCAGGAGUUCCGACAGUCCAACAGGGACACUUGUUUUCAUCAGCAGCACCUGGAGCCCAAGGCUCUGGAUCCACAAGAAUUGGAUUCCAUAACUGGUUCUCAUAAGUGUGUUUACUGUUACCGACUGAACCAGCGCCUCUUCACCAUCCCUGUGGAUUCACAAUCUGCCUGCCCUGUGUGUAAGAUCCCAUGUACCCACCAGCCCUCAGGGACACUGGAAGAGCCAGCCUAUGUCAGGGUCAGCAUUCCCAGGUCUGCCCUUUUGCCAGCCUACAAAUACAGAGCCCAUCGCAGGAGGAGCUUUGAGGCUGCAGAUGAUCUGGCACUGCCUUCGCAUUGCCUGGCUGGCUGGGAAAACAUGGUCCCUUCCAGCAGGGCCCUGCUCAGCAGCUUGGAUCUGCGAGCCUCCUUGGAGGAGAAGCCUUCUCCCUCUCCUCCCCUGGACUCAGUGUCCAGUGUCAGGAGGAGCCAAAACUGGUGAGUUUCUACACCUGCCUCACUUGGCACAGCUGAGGUUCAGCAGAGCAAACCAGGACACCAGACAGCAGCUCUCAGUUCAGACCCCACUCCGUCAGCACUCUGCACCGUUGACUUGAUUGUCCUGGGGAAGGGAUGGGCACAGCACAUGGUGACAACUCAGCAAUGAAGCACUUUGGGAAACAAUGAAUCUUUGGACAGAUUUUCCCCGGUUUUCAUGGUCAUGCGUGGUUGUGAGCAACCAACGUAGAGAUAGGACUUUGUACAGCCCACUCUGCUCACUUUGCAUUUUUUGCCUUUUACAGCUACUUGUGAGCAGCUGCAGGAGCUGUCCCAGCUAGGGCUGGAUAAAGUCAUGUCCAGGAUCAGCAGUGCAUCUCUCACCUCAACUGAGUCACCAGCAGUGUAGCAAUAGCUCUGAAUGCCAGGGUGAGGAAUUGGCCUGUGAAGGGCCUGGGUCAGUGGAGUGACACAGAUAUGUUUAUUUCCAAAUAUUUGAAACAUGAUACACAAUUUUCUAGUGCCUUAAACUUGAGUACCUCAAAAAUUUGUAAAAAUUCUAAAACUCCAGUUUAUUCUCAGUGCAAUGUGUGUAGCUAUAGAGUGUAUUACAUCAGAGUAAAUGAACGUGAAAAAAAAAUGUUAAAAUGAGAUUUUAUUCAUCAAUGAGCUAGAUAAUGCCUUAAAAUGUUUGCAAAUUUUGUUUACUUUUCCAAGUUUUCUGGAGAUAAACCA
Molecule: messenger RNA, 2502 nt
Organism: Ficedula albicollis (Collared flycatcher)
Lineage: Eukaryota; Metazoa; Chordata; Aves; Passeriformes; Muscicapidae
Gene: MIIP
Product: migration and invasion inhibitory protein
Exons: 11
Coding region: 494-1771 (425 amino acids)
Biological process (GO): negative regulation of cell migration; negative regulation of G2/M transition of mitotic cell cycle
Source: RefSeq, a predicted model, not a curated record